UAAAGGAUCACUGAACGCAUUUUCUCCGCUCCACGUCCUGGGAAACGGCUCAGGCUCCCCAAGCUACAGGUCAUAGGCGCCUGCUUCGCGGGGGAAAUUUAAUGCGGCGAGUCGCCCGGAAGUAGCUGUAGCGGAGACUGCGCAGGAGGCCUGCGCGGGAGAGUAGCGACGAGGGCGCUGGCGGAGGGAAGCACGGGUCGGAGAGGGUCCCGCACUCCAGCCUCUGGCCGUCAGGACUUGCUUUCUGCUUGCUCUGGACGGAGGUGCCUUUGACGGAGUUAUUCAAGGAGGAGAAAGUCUGUUGAGGGUGAGCCCAGGUCGUCCCGGAAAUGCGAUGGCCGAGGAGCGGGCACCAAGGACCUGACGGAGGUUGGGUUUCAAACCAAGAUACUGGAUUCUCCUAGUUAAGUUAAAGAGCUCUGAGUGCUUAACAGUGAAAAUGGCAUAAUCUGCAUUAACAUCUCAUAACUUGAAGGCAUGACAAUUAAGGAACAAACAGGGACUUGUGGCAUGUGGAAAUGUGUGCACAGAAAAAGAAAAUCUGUAACUCUUUAAAAGUAGGAAGCCAUUCUUCUUUACCAAAAUGGGUACAUUCUGCUCAGUUAUCAAGUUUGAGAAUCUCCAAGAAUUAAAGAGACUGUGUCACUGGGGUCCCAUCAUAGCUCUUGGUGUUAUAGCAAUAUGUUCGACAAUGGCCAUGAUUGACUCUGUGUUGUGGUAUUGGCCCUUACAUACAACUGGAGGAAGUGUGAACUUCAUCAUGUUAAUAAAUUGGACUGUCAUGAUUCUUUAUAAUUACUUCAAUGCCAUGUUUGUUGGUCCUGGCUUUGUCCCUCUGGGGUGGAAACCGGAAAAUUCUCAGGAUAGCAUGUAUCUCCAGUAUUGUAAAGUCUGCCAAGCAUACAAAGCACCACGUUCACAUCACUGCAGAAAGUGUAACAGAUGUGUGAUGAAGAUGGACCAUCACUGUCCUUGGAUCAACAACUGUUGUGGUUACCAAAAUCAUGCUUCGUUCACACUGUUUCUCCUUUUAGCACCACUGGGUUGUGUCCAUGCUGCUUUCAUUUUUGUUAUGACUAUGUACACACAGCUUUAUAAUCGGCUCUCCUUUGGGUGGAACACAGUAAAGAUUGAUAUGAGUGCAGCCCGGAGAGAUCCUCUUCCAAUUGUUCCAUUUGGAUUAGCUGCAUUUGCUGCCACCUUGUUUGCCUUGGGAUUAGCUUUAGGAACAACCAUUGCUGUUGGAAUGUUGUUUUUUAUCCAGAUGAAAAUAAUUCUCAGAAACAAAACCUCUAUUGAAUCAUGGAUUGAAGAAAAGACAGAAAAAGAAAAAGAAAAAGAAAAAAAAAACAAAUAUCAGCAGGGGCCAUACAGACAACCUAAAGGAGGGGAUGCACCUUGUGUAUCAGAGAGCUACCUGAAAGAGAGAGCAGUGUUGCCUAGGGGAAUAUUUGCUAAAGAUCGAAUUCAAUAUUACCAACUAGAUGAAGUCUUUGUUUUUCCUUAUGAUAUGGGAAGUAGAUGGAAGAACUUUAAACAGGUAUUUACAUGGUCAGGGGUCCCAGAAGGAGAUGGAUUGGAGUGGCCAAUACGAGAAGGCUGUCACCAGUACAGCUUAACAAUAGAACAGUUGAAACAAAAAGCAGAUAAAAGAGUCAGAAGUGUUCGUUAUAAAGUCAUAGAAGACUAUAGUGGUUCCUGCUGUCCUUUGAAUAAAGGAAUCAAAACCUUCUUCACAAGCCCUUGCACUGAAGAACCUCGAAUACAGCUACGAAAAGGGGAGUUCAUAUUAGCCACAAGAGGGUUACGGUACUGGUUGUAUGGAGACAAAAUUCUUGAUGAUUCCUUUGCAGAAGGUGUUUCAAGAAUAAGAGGAUGGUUCCCUAGAAACUGUGUGGAAAAGUGUCCCUGUGAUGCUGAAACAGAUCCAGCGCCAGAGGGCGAGAAGAAAAACAGAUAGCCACUGUUUAAAUGAAAUUAUCCUUUAAGUCUGCUUUAUUACUUGAAAAUUAUACAUAUUACUAAAAGAUUAUGCAAUGAGCCUAUUCUGGUUAAGGUGUUCUUUUCCUCAAAGGUGCCCUAGUGCCAUGAUUUAAAUAUUUUUAUUACCAUUUUUAAAUGGAGAAGCCAUUCUGCAUAUGCCUUUGAAUCCCUGCCUCUGUACCACCUAUUCUUCCCCCUGAAAGGAGCAGCAUUUCACCCAAGUAAGUUAAUUGCAUUUUCUCUAGGGUUUUUUUUUUUAAUGUGCUGCACACUCUGGACCUCACCUGCAGAUACAGUUCCCCCUUUGCCAGGAGCAUCUGCAUGUGAUAAUUUUGUUUCCCCCUCAGUUGCUAUUUCUUAUAUAAUAUUCUGGAUACUAUAGAACUUAAUUUGUCAAGUUCAGCAUAAGCUCAAAUUUUGUUACCUGUCUUUUAAUAACGCAAAUUUUGUCAAAUCAAAUAAAGAUCAAUGGAUG
Messenger RNA from Sciurus carolinensis (gray squirrel), 2458 nucleotides. RefSeq names its product zinc finger DHHC-type palmitoyltransferase 6 (gene Zdhhc6). Gene Ontology annotation, biological process: protein palmitoylation. Gene Ontology annotation, molecular function: palmitoyltransferase activity; protein binding. The record is from RefSeq and is a predicted model, not a curated record. Gene Ontology annotation, cellular component: Golgi apparatus. Lineage: Eukaryota; Metazoa; Chordata; Mammalia; Rodentia; Sciuridae. The transcript is spliced from 12 exons. The coding region runs from base 584 to 1960 and encodes 458 amino acids.